Cavenderia fasciculata is the source of this 1536-nucleotide messenger RNA. RefSeq lists its product as uncharacterized. Lineage: Eukaryota; Evosea; Eumycetozoa; Acytosteliales; Cavenderiaceae. The record is from RefSeq and is a predicted model, not a curated record. Bases 1 to 1536 code for a protein of 511 amino acids. The transcript has 2 exons.
AUGAGAGUAUCUUUUUUACUUAUUAUUUGUGUAUUAUUCCUUUCCACCUUAAUUGUUUAUGCAAAGGAAUCAGAGAGAAGAGGUAGGGAACUUGAGGAACCAAACAUUAGACGACAAUUUGAUGCAUUGGAUCUAGCAAAUAGUGGCAAGAGAGCCAAACAUGACGAGGAGAUUAGAAGAAUCCGUGAACGUCUCUUGGAGGAGUACAGAUCAACCAAAAAUGCAGAGGGCAAGGAAGCCAAAGAUGAAUUGGAAGAGCGUGCCAAAGAACUAAACAAACUCAAGGAACAAAACAAAAAGACUGAAAAACAAUCAAAAUCCAAGAGCAAGCACAAUGAUGCAGAGGAAAAUGUUGUAGCUGAUUUGGAAGCCACCGAGAAUAGAUUCAACAACGAAGCAAACAACAAUGAAGCCGAAGAAAAUUUAGUUGCUGAUUUGGAGGCCAUCGAGAAGAGAUUCCAAGAGGAAGCCAACAACAAUAACAACAAUAACAAUAACAAUAAUAACAACAACAAUGAUGAUGCCGAAGAAAACUUAGUCGCUGAUUUGGAAGCCAUCGAGCAGAGAUUCCAAGAGGAAGCCAAUAACAACAACAACAACAACAAUGACGCAGAAGAAAAUGUAGGUGCUGAUUUGGAAGCCAUCGAGAAUAGAUUCAACAAUGAAGCAAACAACAACAACAACAAUAACGAAGCAGAUGCCGAGGAAAAUAUUGUUGCUGAUUUGGAAGCCAUCGAGAAGAGAUUCCAAGAGGAAGCCAAUGAAGCCAACCAAGCCAAUGAAUUCGACCAAUACAACCAUCAAAAUGUUGAAGACUACCAAUCGAUUGUCAAUAGAUUACAACAAUUUGAAGAAAGACAAGAGAAUGACAAUGAAGCAAACCAAGCCAAUGAAGCCAAUGAAUUCAAUUUGGAAAAUGUAGUUUCUGAAUUGGAAAAGGAUGUUAGUCGUAUUGCCAACACCAACAAUGACAAGGAGAAUGAAGAAGUUGCCAACAACAAUGAAGCAAACAACAACAACAACAACAAUAACGAAGCAGAUGCCGAAGAAAAUAUUGUUGUCGAUUUGGAAGCCAUUGAGAAGAGACUCCAAGAGGAAGCAAAUGAAGCCAAUGAAUUCAAACAAUUCAACAAUGAAAAUGCCGAGGACUUUGAAAUCACUAUCAAUAGAUUGGAAGGUUUGGAAGAGAGACAGGCUGAAAUCAACCAAGAGCAAGCAGACUUGGAAGAAAUAGUCAAUGAAUUGGAGCAAGAAGUUAGUCGUAUUGCCAACACCAACAACAAUAAUGAAAAUGCCAAAGAGAAUGAAGUUGACCAAGUAGAAGCCAUUGAAAAGAGACUCCAACGUGAAGCCAGAAGAGAAUCCAACAACAAUGACGACUUUGAAGAAAAUAUCUUCUCUGACUUGGAAACCAUUGAAAAAAGACUCCAACUCGAAGCCACUCUCAACAUUGACCGUGCUGAUGCCAACAAUAAUGAACUCUCAAAUGUCAACCUUGAAGCUUCAAAACUUCAAGAAAUGAUCCCAGUAAACUAA